Messenger RNA from Coccinella septempunctata (seven-spotted ladybird), 2433 nucleotides. RefSeq lists its product as uncharacterized. The record is from RefSeq and is a predicted model, not a curated record. Bases 788 to 2356 code for a protein of 522 amino acids. The transcript is spliced from 2 exons. Gene Ontology annotation, molecular function: oxidoreductase activity. NCBI's taxonomy places the organism in Eukaryota, Metazoa, Arthropoda, Insecta, Coleoptera, Coccinellidae.
AGAGUGAUAAUGUCCCUUUAAUGGUUACUCCAUGUCACAAAUAUUCUUAAAUGUUGAUUUUACUUCAUUUGUCUCCGAGAUAAUAUCUCGUUAUAACGACCGUAUUGCGACGCUGGGGAAAAUGCAUUAAACGUAAUAAAGGAAUAUUUCCGUUCCCAGGUAAACAUUCUGAGGAAUUUUUAUCAGGCACCACACAUCUAACUUGGGACAUUAUUGAAAUUGAUAUCAGACCUGAAAGUGUAUUUAAUGAUUUCACUUAUCGUUUAUGGCUUAUACUUUGUCACUUCGAAUGUAUCUACACACACAUCAAGAAAAUAUUAAUUUUUUCUGUUUUAGGUGGUGUUUCCAAAUAGUAGCGGAGGGAUAAACAUUAGCAGAAAUAAAACUAGCUCUAUUGUUUCACUGAAAAACAUUCUACCUCCUUCCUUGUAUCAGGAAGUGGAAAAACCGUUGGUCCUUCAAAAACCCAUCAUUUGAACGUUCGUAAAAUGUUUCCUGCUGAUUAAAUAAUUUCAUUUUUCAUUGCUAAUCGUCCCGUUGAAAAAAAAUGAUGAGCUGUCUCCUAUUUUAACAGUGUAAUUGAUACCAAUUCUGCUUCCACCGAAAUCCACCUGUUAUUGUAUUGUCUUCGAGAUGUCAUAAUCUUAACAAGUCCCACUAUAUUUCUACCUGACCAUCAUCAAUUAGUUUGGAAACGGCGGUUCAACAGAACGGUUUAGAAGGCUCUCACUUUUUUGCUCAAUGGAAUUGGACUAAAAAAAGGUAAGUGGAAAACGAUCGAUCAAAAAUGGAAGACGACGAUGGCAGCGAAACCAUAAAGAUACCAGAUUUAAGGAAAUUCGUAACAGAAUGUUUCUGCGCGAUUGGGGUGAACAAGACAUACUCUGAAAUAAUGUCGGAUUCUCUUGUAAAUGCAGAUUUAACAGGUCACCAUUCUCACGGUGUGUUUCGCUUGGAUAAAUUCAUUUCGGACGCACACAAUGGCAGUGUAGAAGUCGCCGGCGAACCAGUGAUCACCAAAGAGACUCCAGCGUCUGCUUGGGUGGACGGAAAAAAUAGCUUGGGAGCUGUGGUUGGAACCUUCUGCAUGAAAGUUGCGAUCGAAAAGGCCAAGCAGGUAGGAGCGGCUAUAGUGACUGCAAACAACUCGAACAAUUUCGGUGUAGCAUCUUUCUACAGUAAAAUGGCGUUGAAGGAGGGUUUGUUGGGGUUUGCAACCACCAAUAGCUCCCCAUUGAUGCUACCGACCAGAAGCAAAGAUCCAAUUUCUGGGACCAAUCCGAUUUCUCUUGCUGCUCCAGGAUUAUUCGGAGACUACUUUUUGCUGGACAUGGCGACCUCUGUAACCUCCGGAGGAAACAUCGAAAUAAAAUGUAAAGACGGAGAAUUUUUACCAGUAGGAUGGGCAGUGAACGCUGCUUGUCUACCAGAAACGAACGCAGAUGUAGCAUUGAAAAGUGGCAGAUUCCUUCCCCUUGGGAGUCAAGAAGAUUUGGGCAGUUAUAAAGGUUCAGGGUUGUCGAUCAUGGUUGACAUUUUGUGCGGGAUUCUCAGUGGCGCUCAUUACAGUCAUAGGGUAGGUGUGUGGGUCGGAAGAGUCUCCCAGCAGAGAGCAAACGUCGGACACUGUUUCAUAGUUAUAGACCCCAAGCGCUUCGCUCCGAACUUCGAGGUUAGACUGACAGAGUUCAUGUCGUACAUGAGAGAUUUGUCCACUGAUAACCAGAACGAACCUGUUCGGAUCCCGGGCGAUAGAGGUAGAGAAAUAGAGAAGAAGAUUCAGGAGACUGGAGGAAUAACCUACGCAAAAUACGUCAUAGACAUGGUGAAAACGAUGGCAGCGAAUCUGAAAUUAAAAUGCGUGCCCUUCGUACCCAAGAAACGAAAGGUACAGAUGACGGCUUCUGAAGAACUAGCUGCCCGUUUAGAAGCCGAGAAGAUGUCAGUCAGGGAGGUUUCUGCGACGACCACAGAAGAGGAUCUAACUGUCCCUGAAAACUCUCUGGUCGACAGAGAAAACGUAUCGUUUAUACUCGAUGAUUCCUCCGACUGGAUGUGUCCUAUUGCUGGUUUCACUUACGAGAGAGACAGGGCAACGUCAGUUUUGAAAGAGAAGAUAAGUCGAUAUUCUGAUGUACCAAUCCAUGAAUCCACAGAGGACACCGUUACUAAAGAUAUAUCUGAGGAAGAAGAAGAAAUAGUUAUUGGGGAAAAAAUCGAUGAAGGUGAAUCGGUAGAAAUCAGCAGAGAUCAAGUUACCAUCGAUACUAAGGAAGAAGAAAAUAAAACGGAAGAAAUAGAGAUAAGAAUGGAAAUUGAUGGAGAGAUCCAUAUAACAGGAAAUAGACAUGAUUGAAAUCUAGGAGCAGAAAUUUUUUCGAUAAGUUGAAAACAUGCUAAUUGUAGAGUAAUGAUUAUGUCAUUCGUAGUAAA